CAAACUGCUGCAGCCUCUCUCAACUGGUGUCUUCCACCUCAUUCAUAAUUUUUGCCUUCCUGACCACACUCUGAUAUGUCCCAGUUUUCAUCUGUGUGAAGAACUGUCAUCCAGGGCUCCAGAUUCUGCCCUUGAUCUCAAGAAUCAGCUGAGAAAGACAGAAUAGAAACUCUCCUGUCUGGGGUGUCACAACCCACUGUUGCUUUUGCCACUUACAGCACAAGCCUAAGUGAAGACUGGCUAUCAAUGAGUUUCACCCCCCAAGAACGGAUAAAUAUGGGAUGAGAUUGUAGAGCUUAUGUGAGUACAGUACAGUAUAUGCAGCCCUAAGCUGGAAAUUAGCUUGUCCCAGGGGUGCCUUUUAAGGUUUGGAUGCCAAGAGAGAUUUCAGAAUGGCUUGUGCACAAUCCAAAAAAAUUCUAUUUUUAGAUACAUACAGCAUUAAAUUGAAGAAGAAAGAAGAAGAAAGAAAAAAAAUCCCAAAGUACAUCUCAAGACAAGCUGCUGUGGCUAUUUUUUCUAUUGGGUCAAUAACUAGUGGAAGCAGAUACUGGUUAAGCCAUUGGUACAUAUAUACCUCAAGAUGUGAAUGGCUUUGAAACGUGCUUGAAGAAUUUCUCCUGGUUCACUUUCCAACAACUGCCUCCACAACUCCUAUUGCACUUGUUAUAUGAAACUAACAGUCCUACAGUUGAGUGCUUUUCCUUUUGGACAGAAACCAUGAGAGGCUCCUGGUGGAGUCUUCUCUCAUUCACCGUAGCUCUUUUCCUGGGGAUGGCUGAUGGUCAGAGAGACUUUGCUGGACAAAUUGAUCAAAGUCCUUCCUUCAGAACCGAACCUGGCAGCAGAGAUGCAAAUCGGCUAAGAUUCUGGAAUCAAGGUAGCUUGGGACCGACAAACAAGGUAUUCAAUUUAUUCCAAGUAAACGGCCCCUCUUCUCCCUUAGUUCCUGCAACUCCUCAAGCUGAUGUAGUUGGCCAUGCCCGGAUGAGAAACCUGGUAGGGAGAGAUAACCGAAAACCUAACUCUGCUCCCAUAAGCAUGAGAUCCCAGACGAGCCUAGAUGCUCUAGGCAGAAGCCUGAGUUGGACUGUGCAGCAGAGACAAAGGACAGACUCUUCAUACCAGUGGUCACAAAAUGGGCCACGACCACAGAAAGCAACACAACCACGGAUGCAAAAUUCUCGAGGCCGGAUGAUUGGGCCUAAUAUCUGUGGAGGACAAUGCUGCUCAGGGUGGUCAACUGCUCCUGGGACAAAUCGCUGCAUUAAACCUGUGUGUGACCCUCCAUGCCAGAACAAAGGAUCCUGCAGUCGCCCUCAGCUCUGUAUUUGCCGUUCCGGUUUCAGAGGCUCCCGAUGUGAAGAGGUGGUUCCUGAACAAGAGUAUCAUCCACCUGGCCUUGCAACUGCCUUACAGCCUUCAGGAAGCUCACAUUUAAGAAGAAUGGGCAGUGCAUUCAGAGAAGGCACACCAAGAGGAGAACAGCUACCUCCAGCCCAGAAGCUACCAGCAGGGACUCAGAGCAGAAGUGGCUCCAUUGUUACCUUGCAACAGCACACAGGGCCCUCCCGCACAGUCCGACGCUAUCCUGCCACAAAUAAUGACCAGUUAACAUCAAAUGUGUUGCCGAAUGUGAAUGGAUUUGAUCAGAGCAGUUCUGGACCACGUACAGCCUAUCCAGAGCCUACUUCAUCUCUGUGGGGUGUCAACCUUACAGAAAAAAUCAGGAAGAUAAAAAUUGUCUUCACUCCCACAAUCUGUAAACAGACUUGUCGGCAUGGCCGCUGCUACAAUAGCUGUGAGAAAGGGGAUACCACCACCCUGUACAGCCAGGGUGGACAUGAUCCUGACCCCAAAUCUGGUUUUCGUAUAUAUUUCUGCCAAAUUCCCUGUCUAAAUGGGGGACGCUGUGUAGGCAGAGAUGAAUGCUGGUGUCCAUCUAAUUCAACGGGAAAGUUUUGCCACCUACCAGCUUUAAAACCGGAAAGAAGACAAGCGCCAAAUAGUCUGGCAAGUGGCCCUAUGAAGCAUUCCAUGUACACACUUCCUCUGUCUAAUCAACUUGCAUCAAUAAACCCGUCCCUUGUGAAUGUACAUAUCAACCACCCUCCGGAAGCUGCGGUGCAGAUCCAUCAGGUGGCCAGAGUAAAAGGUGACUCAGACCAGUCAGAGGAGAACAGUGUUGAAAGUAUGUUGAUAUCUCGGCUUACCACAAACCUCCAGUAUGGUGAUAAUGCCACAGGCAGUAGCAACAAUAUUGUCACAGGUGGCAACCAGCAGCAGAGGCCUCAGAGCCUCAUGGGAAGAUGUUACUUGGAGACACUACAUGGAAAGUGUGCUGAGCCAUUGCCUGGCCUGGCUAAGUAUGAAGAUUGUUGUGGGAGUGUGGGAGUCUUUUGGGGGGUCAGCAGAUGCAUCCCAUGCCCACUGAAACCAGAUCACCCAGUGAUUGAAAAUGGACAAGUUGAAUGCCCACAGGGUUAUAAGAGGUUGAAUCGGAGCCACUGCCAAGAUAUCAAUGAAUGUCAAAUCCGUGGCGUAUGUAAAGAUGCAGAAUGUGUGAAUACCCGUGGCAGUUUCCUCUGCACUUGUAAGUCAGGUACCAUGCUGGAUCCAUCCCGCAGUCACUGUGUUUCUGAUAAAGCGGUUUCAACAGAGCAGGGAAUGUGCUAUCGCUCGGCAGUAGGAGGAGUGUGUGCCCUGCCACUCAAUCAACGUAUUACCAAACAGAUUUGCUGUUGCAGUCGUGUUGGCAAAGGCUGGGGGUUAAAUUGUGAGAAGUGUCCUUUGCCAGGCUCUGAAGCCUUUAAGGAGAUUUGCCCUGCUGGCCAUGGCUACACUUAUUCCAGCUCUGACAUACGGAUGUCCAUGAGAAAGGCAGAAGCAGAUGAGCUACCACACAACUCAGAGGAGCAGAGGGAAAUCACUGACAAGAUUCCUGACUGGACAGUAAGACAUCAGCAGCUGCAGGAGGUCUUAAGUGGUGGCAUCACAGAUACAUUCUCUAAGACUGACAUCUCUGCAGGAAAAGGGGACUUUGAAGAAGAUCAGGAUACGGAUGAUGCUGUCCAAGAAACAGACAUCAGUCCAGGUAAAUUGCAAAGUAAUGCUGAAUAUGAAGAAGAUGUGGUAGAGAUUUCUCCUUAUUCUCCUGCCCACCCAUUUCCAGUAGCUUUUGGGGAAGAUGCUGCUCCCACUGACAUACCAACAAUAUUUACAGAAACAAAUAUGUGCUCCUCUUCACCCAGCAUCUGUGGUCCAGGCACCUGUGUCAGCCUGCCAGGAGGAUAUGCCUGUUUGUGCUAUCCAGGCUAUCAACAGCAUCCCAGUCACACCUAUUGCACUGAUGUUGAUGAGUGUGAAAGAAAUCCAUGUGAUGGAAAAGGUCACUGCAACAAUAAUGAAGGCUCUUAUUCCUGCCUAUGUUUCUCUGGCUAUACCCUUCUUGUUUCACAGAACACACAAACAUGCCAGGAUCUAAAUGAGUGUGACCAGCCAAGUGUGUGCCAUGGAGGGCAAUGUAUCAAUACACCUGGAUCUUAUCACUGUGAAUGUAAAAUAGGUUAUAUCAUGGAUCACAGAGGACAAUGCGAAGAUAUUGAUGAGUGUGCAACUCACAACAUCUGUCCUAGAGGACGCUGCAUCAACACCGAGGGCUCCUUUUCUUGUAUGGCUUGUGGCACUGGAUAUAUUGCAUCUAGGGAUGGAAGAACAUGUGAAGAUAUUGAUGAAUGUCUCUCACGCAUGGCUUGUCCCCAAGGAAUCUGCAUUAAUACACCAGGUUCAUUCACGUGCCAGUCCUGUGACAGUGGCUAUGUGCUCUCAGCUAACCGACUCACUUGUGAAGAUAUUAAUGAGUGUGAAGACCCCAACACUCACUGCCUGGGAGGUGAGUGCUUAAAUACACUGGGAUCAUACAUCUGCCACUGCCGGCCUGGAUUUGAGCUCUACAAUGGGACCAUGUGUGAAGAUCUGAAUGAGUGCCUGGACAGUAGCAUCUGCAGCCCUAAUGGCGAGUGCCUGAACAGCCAUGGGUCCUAUUUUUGUAUUUGUGCCCUUGGCUUCUCAAAUGCUGCUGGUGGAGUCAGCUGUCAAGAUGUAGAUGAGUGUUCAGAUCAUUCCAGGUGUUUGCAUGGCCAGUGCCUCAACACAGAAGGUUCUUACAGAUGUUUAUGUCAAACUGGCUUCAGGCAUUCCCAGGAGACAGAUGACUGCAUAGAUGUGGAUGAGUGUGAAGAAUAUGGGGAUGCUGCUUGUGGCUCCUGGCGAUGCCAGAACACCUUGGGUUCAUACCACUGCAUUAUGGGAUGCUCACCUGGCUUCCAUCGCACACCGUUUGGUGAAUGCAUUGAUAUUGAUGAAUGUGGUAAUGAGACAUUAUGUGGAAACCAUGCUUUUUGUGACAACACUGAUGGUUCAUUCCGUUGUCUGUGUGACCGUGGCUAUGAAAACUCACCUUCUGGCCAUGACUGUAUUGAUGUGAAUGAGUGUGAGCUGAUGGUUGCAGUGUGUGGGACUGCACUUUGUGAAAAUGUAGAAGGAGCCUUCCUGUGUCUGUGUCCCAGUGACCAUGAAGAAUAUGAUACUGAAGCAGGAGAAUGCCGUCCCCGAAUAGGCAUGGGAGAACCUGGAAGGCCGGUGUCUUUGUAUCCCAGUAUCUCAGAAAGGAAGGAAUGCUACUAUCACAUCAGUGACACCCCACUAUGUGACAGCGUUUUGGCCAACAAUACCACCAAGGAGGAAUGCUGCUGCACUGAAGGAGCAGCCUGGGGAGACAAUUGUGAAACACAUCCAUGCCCUAUUAUUGGCUCAGUGGAUUACAUUAAGAUUUGCCCCAGUGGGAAGGGCUAUAUCCCAGUGGAAGGGACGCUUAUUUUUGGACAGACAUCUUAUACAGAUGCUGAUGAAUGUGAAAUGUUUGGCCUUGAGGUCUGUCGUAAUGGACACUGUGUGAAUACUGUGCCAGGAUACACUUGCUUCUGCCAACCUGGAUAUUUUUAUGACUCCAGCAAGCUUGAGUGUAUUGAUCUGGAUGAAUGUGAGGAUGAAGAGACCUGUGCAAAUGGGAAGUGUCUCAACACUGCUGGUUCCUAUCAUUGCUUCUGUAACCUCCCCUUGGUGCUGGAUGCAACCCGUAACCGUUGCAUCAACGUCUCUAACAGUGCGGAUGAUGUGGAUGAACAUGACAUUCAUUUGGAUGUCUGCUGGCAGAGUGUCUCCAACUACAUCUGUAAUCAGCCACUGCUCGGGCAACGCACCACAUACACAGAAUGCUGCUGCCGUUAUGGAGAGGCCUGGAGCCAGGACUGUGCACUUUGUCCUCCCAGGUCCUCUGAGGAUUUUGCUCAGCUGUGCAAUGUUGCCAGGGGUGAAACUGGACUCCAGGAAAGGUCUGGCUAUGAAUAUGGGCCAAAUCAGGAAGAUCAUCACUAUGGACUCUACAGCCCAGAUUUAGAGCCAUACUACAACAACUUGGGACUUGAAUAUGGAACACCUGAGAGCAGCCACUCUAACAGAGAACAAAGCAAUGAAUUUGAAGAUGUCACAUCCCAACAAGCACCACAGUAUCGUCCAAUACAGACGCAGCCUCACUUCUUGCCUGGCCAAACUGGGCACUACAGCAGCUUUGAAGGACUGCAGGCAGAGGAGUGUGGGAUCUUGAAUGGCUGUGAUAAUGGCCGCUGUGUUCGAGUGCAGGAGGGUUACACUUGUGACUGCUUUGAUGGCUUCCAAUUAGAUUUGAUCCGUAUGGCCUGUGUGGAUGUUAACGAGUGUGAAGAAGCAAAUUCCUCUGUGACCCUGUGUGAAGGCAGCACCUGUGAGAACACAGAGGGCUCCUAUCGUUGUAACUGUUUGCCUGGCUAUGUAGCUUUACCAGAGCCCCACCGUUGUGUGCCAGAAACAGCCCAGAAUCCAGAUGCAGCGUGACUCUCGAAGCACUGAUGGAACAGAGGCAAUUCUUUUAGCCAUUUGCUUUCGGAGAACUGGAGGUCUGUCCAGCUGGAAAGGUUACUGGGAGAUCAGCAGCUUUAAAACUUAUUGUUUUCCAAAGACCAAAAACUCAACAGGGUAAGCUCCCUGCUUCUGUAACAGUCUAAACACUCAGGGCUCAGUCCUAUCAUUACAUGCUGUUUGAUAUGUUGUCCCUAUUUCUUCUCACAGGUUCUCGGCCUCUAGUUACUGAUGAGCAUAGUGUCAGUCAACAGUAUGUUCACCCCAAUCAUCUCUCUUGGCCCUCAGUACAUUUCAUGAACUUGCAGGCUUUCAUGUCCCAAGAAUUAUUCUCACAAGACCUUAUUCCUAUGUACAGUAUUCACUCCCCACAUUGCCUAGGAUCUAUGCCUUUCAUAGGCUCACUGCAUUUUAAUUCUACUUAUAAUCCUUACCUGACCCUCCUUAGGUACACAGCCUGAGAGUCUAGUUGCUUGGCCACAACUGGGCAAGUGACAAAAACUUCAAGACUUCUUCUAGUUCAGUGUGCUAAAGGAGGUAGCAUCACACCCACCACACAGAUAUUGACAGACUUUGUAGCUUUUUUAGUGACUGAGACACGUUCCCAUUCCACAGAUGACAUAGGAGUGUUUCUCCCCAAUGAUUCUACACAUGCCCUUGGUUAACAUUCCCUGAAAGCCCCUCUCAUUGGCAAAGCAAAGGGCUCAGCCUCCAGUACCUGAGCCUGGAACAGGGGCUGCCCAUUUUCAGAUUGUAUGGAUUCUAUUUAUAGUCUGGCAGUAGCUUGGACUGCAGGGGGCAUUUUGGCUCAGUCUCUCUUUAUUCUUCCAAGCCAUGGGCGUUCAUCCUUGUGCUUUCCUUGACUGUUGGAAUAUUAGUUUUGGUAACAAGAAGGAGGAUUCCAGCCUUUACAUUUUGGGAAGUGCUCUCGUGAUGUUUUCUACUGGGGAGAAUACAACAUGAUGUUAAAUAAAUGGUUUUAUAUUGUGCCUUAUGGUUUACAGACUGGAGUAACAUGAUUUCUGUUUUCAACCUUCCAAGCUUAGAACCAGAAGCUAAUGGGGGAAAGAGAACAAAAAGCCAGAUCUUGUCAAUUCAGUGAAGAAGAAGAGAGCUAGAGUCUUCUUACAGAAUGAAUGGGAGCAUUCUUCCCCAC
Molecule: messenger RNA, 7111 nt
Organism: Sceloporus undulatus (fence lizard)
Lineage: Eukaryota; Metazoa; Chordata; Lepidosauria; Squamata; Phrynosomatidae
Gene: LTBP2
Product: latent transforming growth factor beta binding protein 2
Exons: 36
Coding region: 721-5931 (1736 amino acids)
Molecular function (GO): calcium ion binding
Source: RefSeq, a predicted model, not a curated record